AGGUUCCGCAUUCCCAAACCCUCCCAGAUAGGGAUCGGUAUAUAAACGGGCUGAUGCAACGAUUUCCACUCUUUAAAAUCUACAACCGACCUUCAGCUGACCUGAAAAAAGAGUAUCAGUCGGAUUUAGGACCAAAGUCAGCUGUGGUCGCAGGCGGGUCUGACAUGAUGCCGGGACAGAUCCCUGACCCCUCCCUGACAGCGGGCUCACUCCCCAGCCUUGGCCCGCUUGCCGGGAUCUCUGCCACCACGCUGACUGACCAGCUCAAGUUCGCCGACCUCCGGAACCUGGGGGCCAUGCUGUCCCCACUGCACUUACUGGGGAGGCUAGGGAAGAGGCCUGCCCCCAUCAAGGCAGAGAUGGAUGAGGAGGAGGAGAGGAGGAAACGGCGGCGUGAGAAGAACAAGGUGGCGGCCGCGCGCUGUCGGAACAAGAAGAAAGAGAGGACAGAGUUUCUACAAAGGGAAUCGGAACGGCUGGAGGUGAUGAACUCGGAGCUGAAGGCUCAGAUCGAGGAGCUGAAGCACGAGCGGCAGCAGCUCAUUCUGAUGCUCAACCGGCACCGGCCCACCUGCAUCGUGCGGACCGACAGCGUCAAGACCCCCGAGGGCGAGGCCAACCCCCUGCUGGAGGAGCUGGAAGCCAAAUGAGGGAGGGCAGCGGCCUCUCACCCCUAGUGACUGUUUACAGUGCAACCACAGCCAGCAGCACUUAGCCCUGCGCUCUGGGCCUGGGAGGGAGCGGAGCACCACUCCCCUCCCCCACCCGCGGCUCAGGGUUCGAAAGCCUUCUUUAGAUGAGGAUCGCUCGAUGCGAUCGGGAGCCGGCAGCCAUCACCCUUCCUCAUCGCCGUCACUCCCCCGGUGCCACACAGCCUCGGCUGCCGUCACUACAAACAGACAAAAAGGAAAGGAAGAGAAACGAAGAAACACACUAAAUUCAUACGGCAGAUCUGUCUCAGGUACUCAGACAGAGGGGGUUGCAUUGUCGUGCUUCAUUUUUAUUUGCCAAUGUAUACUAGUUGAAAUAAACAGUAAUAGUAUUUUUUAAUGUCGAUUUAUAUCCUGCCCUUGACGAUGGCAGUGGCCGGUUGAACCGACUUUUGUGGUGACGCAGGCGUCAUGAAAGCACAUAUAUAUGAAUUGUUUACAGUCUUGCCGUUUUUUGUCAUUGUUACUUCCAGUUCACAUUGUAUUUUUUAUUAUUUUUUAUACUGCUAGAUAUUAGAUGAAAUAUAUAUGAUGUGUUAUCACUAGAUGUGAUGCAUUUUACAUUUCUAUUAUGAACAGGUAUAACGUCUUUUUCCUCUGAGGAGCUGUCUUUGUUUUGCUUUGUGGCUGUGAAAUACCUUGAAAGCUGCCGCUCUCAGCCAUGUGGUUUUUAAAUGUCCAUUUUGUAACUUCUACAACAUGUACGUCUUUGUUACUCUCUUACU
Molecule: messenger RNA, 1435 nt
Organism: Megalops cyprinoides (Indo-Pacific tarpon)
Lineage: Eukaryota; Metazoa; Chordata; Actinopteri; Elopiformes; Megalopidae
Product: jun dimerization protein 2-like
Exons: 4
Coding region: 54-650 (198 amino acids)
Biological process (GO): regulation of transcription by RNA polymerase II
Cellular component (GO): nucleus
Molecular function (GO): RNA polymerase II cis-regulatory region sequence-specific DNA binding; DNA-binding transcription factor activity, RNA polymerase II-specific
Source: RefSeq, a predicted model, not a curated record